This is a messenger RNA of Cajanus cajan (pigeon pea), 1514 nucleotides long. Its product is annotated as putative transcription factor KAN4. The record is from RefSeq and is a predicted model, not a curated record. Gene Ontology annotation, molecular function: transcription cis-regulatory region binding. Lineage: Eukaryota; Viridiplantae; Streptophyta; Magnoliopsida; Fabales; Fabaceae. Gene Ontology annotation, cellular component: nucleus. Gene Ontology annotation, biological process: regulation of DNA-templated transcription; abaxial cell fate specification.
UUGUUUCAAUUAUUCAUUCCAUAAAUUCUGUUCUUCAUAGCUGAGCUUCUCCUAGCAACUUUUAUAUGUCUGACUAUAUUUGCUUCACUAUAUCGAUCAUUUCCACAUCCUUAAACUCUCAUUCUUUUCCUUAACUUGGUAUGUAUAUUGUACCACCUCACUGGCCACUUCUGUAACUGAUCCAGAUCUCUACGAUCCCCAUGUACACUAGUUGGCACAAAGUAAUGCCAGAGCCAGACCUCUCCUUAAACAUCAGCCCACCCUUCAGCUCAGAUUCUGACGCCAAACAAAGCUGCAACGGAUUAACCUUAACCACCAAAACGCUUUACAACGAUAUAAGCUCAAGCUCAACCUCCGAUUCUGGUAGCACUGCAGGAAGCGAUUUAAGCCAUGAAAAUGGUGUUCCCCACAGGGACAAGGACACUGUCUACGACCUCGGUCAUCGUGUACCCACUUUGAGCUUAGGCUUCGAAACGGCAAAUUUGAAUCCUAAUCAUGUCCAACGAAAUUCUAGAGUCGUUCACGGUGCGAAGAGAAGCAUCAGAGCUCCCAGAAUGCGAUGGACUACAACCCUCCAUGCUCAUUUUGUUCAUGCGGUUCAGAGUCUUGGUGGUCAUGAAAGAGCAACUCCAAAGUCUGUGUUAGAGUUAAUGAAUGUUAAGGAUCUAACUCUAGCUCACGUCAAGAGUCACUUGCAGAUGUAUAGAACAGUGAAGGGCUCCGACAAAGGCAGCGCAGGUUAUGGGCAGACAGAUAUAGGGUUGAGCCAAAAGCCAGGGAUUGUCGAUCUGCAUGGAGGCUUAGCUUUUGAAAGGGCAAAUUUGCCACAACCGCUGCUAAAAUCCCAAAGGUCGUCAUGGCAAUCACUGAUAGAGACAAAUUCAAUAAAUUAUAUACAAAACCCCAUCAUCAAUUCGACGUGUUCUCAUCUCAAAGGAAACCAAACCACGGUGGGUGGACAGCAUUAUGUAGGCCUGUCGAAUUGCAUGGAGGAGAAAUUGGAUUCUUGCUCUUUGUCACGUUCGGAUACGAUUCUUGACCUAGAAUUUACCCUUGGUAGGUCCACUUCUAGUUGCAAACAGUCAGCACGGAAUCAAGAGAAUUAACUCUUCCAUCCCUCUCUAGGCCGGGUUGAAUAUAUUCUAAUCCUUUCCUUUGUCACUUAAAGCACUCCCCCAACAAUAUAUGGAGGAAGAGAGCAGGAACUAUGUAUUCGUAUCAAUGAUUUUUUAUCCAUGAUAUAUAUUAUGAGUUUUGUCUAGCUAGAAAAGGAGAUGAGGGAAGGGGAUGAAUCCUUGCUAGGAAACAUUUGCUUCUGUCCAAAGAAUUCAGAAUAGCCUUUUAUGUCAUUUUCAGUGUAAGGUAUAUGAGUAGAAGAAAUAUAAUGGCUAUUUCAGACAAUGGGCCAUGUGUGAAAGUAGAGGACCCAUAUUGAACUGAGGAGUCAAGAUUUGUGCAAGACUGUUAUAACAUCAUGCACAUUUGUAUCUAAGAGACUAAUUUUUAUUUUUUUU